This is a messenger RNA of Plasmopara halstedii, 1776 nucleotides long. RefSeq lists its product as uncharacterized. NCBI's taxonomy places the organism in Eukaryota, Oomycota, Peronosporomycetes, Peronosporales, Peronosporaceae. The record is from RefSeq and is a predicted model, not a curated record. The transcript has a single exon. Bases 428 to 856 code for a protein of 142 amino acids.
CAGUACUCCUGAUGAUAUAUAUGUACGUAAGAUCUGGCACUUAUGUUUUGUGCCCGCAGCCCGUGGAGCCUCUACACACCGCUGCAGACUUUUCCGCAAUAUUUACAUGUACUGUAAUCAAUUCCGAACAAAUGACUAAGUUGCACAGAUAGAGAAUUCCGACGAAUGUUGCAUAUAAAUGAGCGUCAUCCUUGCCAGGCUAUGACGAUCAAAUAUGUUUGCCCGCAUCAUCACCUGAGUUCGUACAACCACUUAUAUAAUCAACGCCGGUGGGCAGAGCGAGAUCGAAAUUCUAUAAAAUCAGGGUAAACGGAAUCAGAUUGUCUGCUGCAUUCAUGGCAUCAAAGGAGUCGACGCAUCGUGUUAUGUGGACAAAUCAUCGCUGCCUAAAACUCACCAAACGCGUCCGUCCUUUAAAGAGUCUGGAAUGUUCAUCUCAAGUAUUCGCCCCAAAAAUAGUGCAAUAUUGUGCUACGAUAGACGUCUCACAAACACGGACGGCGCAGUGCCUGCAAGUGCUGUUCCAAUGAAAUCACCUAGCAGGUCUUUCCACUAUGGUCUCCGAGCAAAACUUGAGGUAAUUUACCCAAUAGGGUUCUCUCAGUUGUGCCCUGUCUGCCACACUGAGCCAUUUACAAUAAAUCAUGCACUCGACAAAAGAAACGAUUGCAUUUACUUGUGCAUGUUCGCAUCGUUAUUGCAGUACUUUGCUUUUGCCUUACAUCGAUUCGACAUGUUAAAGUACUGCUUACAUGAUCUGCUGUCGUCGUUCGUUGUCGUGGUAUGGAUAAUUAUUCUCCUGGCCUUCACUUUAAUGAGUCCCACGAUGUUCCUGAAGACGGGGUAUCCAGUGUAAACAGGCAAUUUGCCUCAUUUACAAGUCUCAUCGUUUUUCAACAAGACGACCUACUCUGCGCGUGUAAAGCGUACAUCAGCAACAAUCAACAGACAAAAGUAUGCAAAUGACCAUUCAGAUGAAAGACAUGGUUAAGAAAAAAAAAUUCGGCUUUCCGCUGCUUGUGAUUUAAAUCUUUUAAGUUAUGAUGAGAAGAACAAAAUAGGUAGCUUAACUAGAGAGUAUAUCAGCUUCGCCACUUGGUCGCCUCAUCUAUGAUUCACUGCAAUGUCCCUCCAAAAUAAUGAUUGUAUUUUGAGGUUCUCUUGUUCGAGUGCUUAAAAAGAAUUGCUGCUGGAUAGUCAGGAUGGUCCCUGGAUUUGAGAUGUUGUGGGACUCUUCGCAGCUGACUCCGAAGCUGCCUAUCCACGUCACUACGUAAAAAUAUCUACAAGUACAAAUACUGUAAGUUGGUAGCUCCCUGUCGUGUUAUUAAAAAACGUCUUCAAUCAAACACAUACGAAACUAAUGCUGUUGUCAUUUUGCAUCGGCUAUUGCUUGUUCAGAGUAAGCAUUGCGUUAGCUUGUCGAGAAGAUCGCAAUCGGGUAGACUAAUCGCGCCAAAGAAAGCAUAUGGCGAGCCAGCUAGUUUCUUGAUAGUAGCUCUACACUAGACAAGCCACCAGCCAGCGCAGAAGGGACAUUAAUACUGUAACUUGGAUCUUGCCGAGCUUGCUAUAAGAGCCACAACUCUCAUGGUGCCACAUGUCGUGCAUGCGUCAUGUCGCUGACAUCCAAAGCGCAGUACCCUUGCUGCUAUGAUUAGUAUAUUAAGAAGUACCGUAAUGCUGGCAGUAUAAUCUUCAUAGCGCGGAUUAAAGUAUAGUAAGAAGUGGCGAAACCCGGCAGCUGGUUUCUCAAGUGACAGGCCCAGCUCACCU